Messenger RNA from Phodopus roborovskii (desert hamster), 1641 nucleotides. It is a transcript of the gene Plekhd1, whose product is annotated as pleckstrin homology and coiled-coil domain containing D1. The record is from RefSeq and is a predicted model, not a curated record. The coding region runs from base 50 to 1567 and encodes 505 amino acids. The transcript has 13 exons. NCBI's taxonomy places the organism in Eukaryota, Metazoa, Chordata, Mammalia, Rodentia, Cricetidae.
AGUCCCACAAAGGGGGUGCGCCCAGCCGGGACAGCGACUCCGAGACAGGAUGUUCGUGUCCAAGUCCAACUCCGUGUCGCCAUCGCCAUCUCUGGAGCAGGCCGACGCGGACGCGCUGGACAUCAGUACCAAAGUGCAGCUCUACGGGGUUCUGUGGAAGAGACCGUUCGGGAGAUCGUCGGCCAAGUGGUCCCGGCGGUUUUUUAUCAUCAAAGAAAGCUUUCUUCUUUACUACUCUGAGAGUGAAAAAAAGAGCUUUGAGACCAAUAAGUACUUCAAUAUACAUCCUAAGGGUGUCAUCCCACUGGGCGGCUGCCUGGUGGAGGCCAGAGAAGAACCCAGCAUGCCCUAUGCCAUGAAGAUCUCACACCAGGAUUUCCAUGGGAAUGUCUUGUUGGCUGCUGAGUCUGAGUUUGAACAGACACAAUGGCUGGAGAUGCUGCAGGAGUCUGGGAAGGUAACCUGGAAAAAUGCCCAGCUAGGAGAAGCUAUGAUCAAAAGCCUGGAGGCACAGGGGCUACAGCUGGCAAAGGAAAAGCAGGAAUAUUUAGACAAGCUGAUGGAGGAGACAGAAGAGCUGUGCCUUCAGAGGGAGCAGAGAGAGGAGCUUGAGCGCCUGAACCAGGUGCUGGAGGCCGAGAAGCAGCAGUUCGAGGAGGUGGUGCAAGAGCUCAGAGUGGAGCAAGAGCAGAUCAAGAGGGAGCUAGAACUCACUGCAAGAUGCCUCAAGGGUGUGGAGCAAGAGAAGAAGGAGCUGAGGCAUCUCACAGAAUCCUUACAGCACACACUGGAGGAACUCUCCAUAGAGAAGAAGAAAACUCUAGAGAUGUUGGAGGAAGAUAAGAACCAACCACAGCCAUUGACCAAUGAGAGUGAGCAGCCACUUGCCAGUGAUGGUCUCCAUAGCAACCUCAGGCAGAUCGAGGAGCGGAUGCAGGAGCUUUUGGCAGAGAAGCUUCUGGCAGAGAAGCGGAUGAAGGAGAAUGAAGAGCGCUCACGGGCUCUGGAGGAGGAACGGGAGUUCUACUCAAGCCAGUCUCAAGCCCUGCAGAACUCCCUUCAGGAGCUGACCGCAGAGAAGCAGCAGGCUGAGAGGGAGCUCAAGGCUGAAGUGAAGGUACGCAUGGACCUGGAGAGACGACUUCGGGAGGCGGAGGCAGCCUUGCGGAGCCUGGAACAAGGGCUCAAUUCCAAGGUUCGAAACAAGGAGAAAGAAGAGAGGAUGCGGGCUGACGUGAGCCACCUGAAAAAGUUCUUUGAGGAAUGCAUCCGGAAUGCAGAGCUGGAGGCCAAGAUGCCUGUCAUCAUGAAGAACUCCGUGUACAUCCAUAAGGCGGCCACUCGUCGCAUCAAGAGCUGCCGUUUCCACCGUCGACGGUCCAGUACUUCCUGGAAUGACAUGAAGCCAUCCCAGUCCUUCAUGACCUCCCAGCUAGAAGCCAACAACAUAGAAGAGCUGAAGGAGGUGGCCAAACGGCUAAGCCGAGACCAGCGCUUCCGGGAAUCCAUCUACCACAUCAUGGCCACCCAGCCUGGGGCCUCUGCUCUCCCCCGGGGUGGAAAGUGAUAGGACUCCUCUCCCAACUCCCACCUUCCCUUGGUAGGGCAGGAGGGAGGCCUGACUCUCCUUGGCUCCUCUCC